This is a messenger RNA of Acinonyx jubatus (cheetah), 15894 nucleotides long. It is a transcript of the gene SENP2, whose product is annotated as SUMO specific peptidase 2. NCBI's taxonomy places the organism in Eukaryota, Metazoa, Chordata, Mammalia, Carnivora, Felidae. Gene Ontology annotation, cellular component: nucleus. The transcript has 17 exons. Gene Ontology annotation, molecular function: deSUMOylase activity. Gene Ontology annotation, biological process: protein desumoylation. The record is from RefSeq and is a predicted model, not a curated record. The coding region runs from base 195 to 1967 and encodes 590 amino acids.
ACGUCAGGAGUGGUGGCAGGCGGGGGCCUCCUAUAGCCCUCAGGACGUUUUAUCUGUGGGCCCUCCAAUCGCGUCAUAAGUCGGCGACUGAGCCUUGGCGGUGGUGGCCGAGGCGGCGAAGGCGGCAGCGGCGGCGACAGCUCUGGGGUUUGCUUCUCGGGGUGUGUCGGCCGCCGCUGCUGCUUGGGCCUGGUAUGUACAAAUGGCUGGUUAGGAUUCUCGGCACCAUUUUCCGUUUCUGUGACCGGCCGGUGCCCCCUGCCCGGGCCCUCCUGAAGAGGCGGCGCUCGAACAGCACUUCGUUUUCUACAGUGGACACUGAUGAAAUACCAGCCAAAAGACCAAGAUUAGAUUAUUUCAUUCACCAAGUGAAAACCAGUCUCUACAAUGCUGCCAGCUUAUUUGGAUUCCCAUUCCAGCUGACCACAAAGCCCAUGGUAACUUCUGCUUGUAAUGGAACACGGAAUGUGGCCCCUUCAGGAGAGGUAUUUUCGAAUUCUUCAUCUUGUGAACUGACAGGUUCUGGAUCCUGGAACAACAUGCUGAAACUGGGUAAUAAAUCUCCUAAUGGAAUAAGUGACUAUCCAAAGAUCAGAGUGACAGUAACCCGAGAUCAGCCUCGCAGAGUCCUGCCUUCCUUUGGUUUUACUUUGAACUCAGAAGGGUAUAGUAGAAGACCCGGUGGCCGUCGCCACAGCAAAGGCCCUUCAGAAAGUUCUUUAACCUGGAAGCCUCAGGAACAGGUUGUAACAGAGAUGAUUUCUGAAGAGGGUGGCAAGGGUCUGAGGCGUCCCCACUGUACUGUGGAGGAGGGUGUUCAGAAAGAGGAAAGGGAGAAAUACCGAAGGUUAUUGGAGCGACUUAAAGAAGGUGGUCAUGGAAACUCUGUUCCUUCUGUAACUUCAACUUAUCACAGCUCUCAAAGAAGUCACAUGGACACAUUAAAGACCAAAGGCUGGGGGGAAGAGCAAAGUCACGGAGUCAAAACAACUCAGUUUGUUCCAAAACAAUAUAGAGUUGUUGAAACAAGGGGACCUCUAUGCUCAGUGAGAAGUGAGAAGAGGUGUUGUUCAAAGGGGAAAAUUUCUGAUACAGAGAGGACAGUUGGACUCAGACUUGAAAAUGAAGGUAGGAGGGGACACCAACUGGAACCUGACCUAUCCGAAGAGGUGUCAGCCCGACUCCGCCUGGGCAAUGGGAGCAAUGGCUUACUCAGGAGGAAAAUGUCAAUACUUGAGACAAAAGAAAAACAUUGCUCGGGCAAAGAGAGGGAUAAAAGGAUGGAUGAUCUUCUUGAACUUACAGAGGACAUGGAAAAGGAGAUCAGUAAUGCCCUAGGUCAUGGCCCACAGGAUGAGAUCCUAAGUAGCGCUUUCAAGUUGCGAAUCACUCGAGGAGAUAUACAGACCUUGAAGAACUAUCAUUGGCUCAAUGAUGAAGUCAUUAAUUUUUACAUGAAUCUUCUGGUGGAAAGAAACAAAAAACAAGGGUAUCCAGCACUUCAUGCAUUCAGUACUUUUUUCUAUCCCAAAUUAAAGUCUGGUGGUUACCAAGCAGUGAAAAGAUGGACCAAAGGGGUCAAUCUCUUUGAACAGGAACUUAUUCUGGUGCCUAUUCAUCGGAAGGUACAUUGGAGCCUGGUGGUGAUAGACCUACGAAAAAGGUGUCUCAAAUAUCUGGAUUCUAUGGGACAAAAGGGCCACAGGAUCUGUGAGAUUCUCCUUCAGUAUUUACAGGAUGAAAGUAAGACCAAAAGAAAUAUUGAUCUAAAUCUUUUAGAGUGGACCCACUACAGCAUGAAGCCACAUGAGAUUCCUCAACAGUUAAAUGGGAGUGAUUGUGGAAUGUUUACUUGUAAAUAUGCAGAUUAUAUCUCUAGGGACAAACCUAUCACAUUUACUCAGCACCAGAUGCCUCUCUUCCGGAAGAAGAUGGUGUGGGAAAUCCUUCAUCAGCAGUUGCUGUGAGAAUGCCCCGCCCGGUCCCUCUAGCUGCUGGUGGUUCUUUCACGGAGGACGGAUGUUUCCAUAUACCUCAUGCAUCGUGGGUUCAACAGUCCCCGCAUCGCCCCUGCUGGCUCACAGGUACUGGGCUGUAGGACGCGCACGCAGGCCUCUCCCUGCACCCUGGGCCCGACUUGGUGCGUGCACCCUGUGUGUGAGCCUGUGCCUGCUCAGAGCCCUGGACUAUUCAACCCACACAAGAACAAACGCUAAUUAAUACUUUUUUUUUUAAGAUUUUUUUUUUCCCUAUGAAUGUGGGAAAUGCAGGAUUUAUUCUAUGAUUUGUUUUUUGUGUGUUUGUUCAUGUGUGUUCAUUCGCUCACUCAUUUACAAACAUAAUGGCAGUGGCUGUUUGCUGCUGCUCCACAGUUAACUCUGAAUUACCUGUUUGAACUAUUUAUUUUUGAAAGGAAUGUUAAUCAAGCUCCACUCCCAGCUGAAGAUCAGGAGGGGAAUCAGUGGGGGGAGGAAGGAAGUGUUAAUUAACUUCCCGAAGGCUGGAGCAGAAACUGCCAACUUGAAGCUGGAGCUCUCGUUCUUGAGGCUUGGAAGUGCCAGAGAGGAGAAACCUUCUCCUUGGGUAGGGCUCUCAUUGCCUUUCAGAGGACGUCUGACACUACGGCCUUGGCCUGGGGGCGUGGAAAAGUGGAACGGUGGCCUAGGAACUCUGGCGAUCCAGGAGUCUUCAGAAGAGUGGUGGUCAUCCUAAAGAGACUGCUCUUUCUGGGAAUGAGCUGACUUGGCUACUCUUGAAACUGGAUUUGAAGUAACUAUAAACCCUAAAGCUUAAUUUUCAUCCCAGAUCUGGUUGAGUAUAAACCUCAGAAUUGUAAGGGCUGGCCUGGGCUGUUUAUUUCAAGAGAUACUAUUCAAUGUAAAAGCUAUUUUUCCUCAAAGUUUGUUUUUUUUUCUAUAUAUAUAAAGCCGAAAUUAAGUUUUGUACUCAUUAGGAUUUACAUCCCCCCCCAUUCCACCCCCACGGAAAUUUGGAAGAAAAUUUAGUACUUGGCUGUGAGGCUGCCAGUUAUACAAUAAUCUAUUUUGCAUAUGAGAGUUUGUAUUUAACUUUUUUGUUCAUUAAAAACUUUACAGUGGUUACGCAUUUUUAAUUUCAGAAAGUUUAGAGUUGGUCAGAACAUAUUUUGCAAGAUCUAGUGCCUAGUGUUGCUUUUUCCGAUGUAAUAAAGGUUGUCUGGCAGAACCUGAAAAGGGUAUGCUGAGAUGAUUUCUAACCCUUCCCUUACUUAAACCUCCCACACUUGCCCUGGUGCACAAAAGCAAGCGGGUGUAAAACCGGGAAUAUUGGCCACGUGUUCGCGAAUCCGCGUGUCUGUCAUCCGGAGGGCGCGGCCGCUGGUGGCGGAGGCAGGGUCCGGUUUCCCUUGAGGGGAAGUCUUGGUAUGGGACCUGGGGCUGCACUGAACUUGAUGUGCCUACUUGACAGGGACACCAGAGGCCGUGUGCUCGAUGGUGAUGAAAAGAGUGAGCUGCUCGUGCCUCAAGCUUAGGCUGCACAGAGCCCUUUCCUGAGGCUGCUGGAGCUGUACCGGUGAGUCUUGGGAUCAGGCGGCUGACACAGCCAAAAAGCCGAGAGAUUGACUGGGUCAGCCUUAUACUAAAAACCUGGUGCCCGCUCGGCUGUCUUAGGUUUCACCUGAGAAUUGAGCACUUUUGUUAAGAUCCGUUCUGUGUUGGGUACAUCCUGUGAGGAGUGGCGGUUUGUAUUCUGUCCCGGUGAGUGACGCAGUCGUGUUACACGAGUAUCCCAGGGGCUUCUUCAAGCAGCUUUCACUGAGCUUUCCACUGAUGUGUACUCUUCAGGAUGGCUCUUAAUAAUCUCCCAGGACAUCAUGAGAUCAGUAAGAGCGGAGCGUUAAGCUAGAGAAUAGCAUUCUAGUUUACCCUGAGUUCCUGGAUUUAAUAGGAGAUCCCACAGGCCGUGCUUCUCUAGGCACUGACCUGUCUCUCUUGGUGCAGAGAAACUUGUUGGUAAUAGAAUUUUUAUAUCUAGACAGCUUAUGAGAAAAGCAGUCAGGUGAUAAAAUCAACAGCUGAUCUUAGCGGUAGCAAAUAACAUAAAGCCAGAGAGAUGUAUAUUUUUUUUAACUGCAGUAGUUGGGGGAUCUGAAAAAAAGGUAGAGUGGACCACCGUUCGUUUUUAGUAGGCAGUCUCUCCUAAAGAUUCGUAAAGAUGGGAAAAACACACACAAAAACCAUUGGUAAGCGUCUUUCAUGUUUGAGCUUAUACCAGAGCUGGGAUGUGGUGGGAGGGACACGGAGCUGGGGCAUUUGGAAGAUGUUCUGGAGACCCCCAUAGUCUACCUCAGUUGCCUAAGACUGUCAGAAUUUCUGAUCCUUUCCUCUCCUGAAAUCCUAAGCACAACUUGGGGAGUGCACGUCGAGUGGUGGAUGUUUGCUGCACUGUAAGGAGUUGCUGGGACCGUGGUGUGGGUGUAAGAGAAUGUGUCCUUAGAGAUCUAUUGAACCUCAGAUACAAAUAAAUAAGAUCAAUUUAAGUCUGUGAUAACCUUAGUACUAUAGUUAAGCUACAUAGUUUAAAUUGGCUUUUGUGAACUAAUUGGAAACCUGAUCUCUAGUUACUUUGAGGAAAAACUCUAAGCACCUAAUAUUCAAACACACUUUUGGUACUUGUUUGUAAGUCUGGGAUCUAGCUGGCUAUACUGCUUUGAUAACUUCUUUUUCUUUUAAUUCACCUAACAUAUACAAGGAAAUGUUUGGGUGUAUUGAAAUAGGUAUUGAUUUUAUCUAUUUACCAAUAGAUGAAUAAGUAUUUUAUCAAAUCAAUAGGUGUUGAUUUUAACUUAUUUACCAAUAAAUUCAUGUCUUUAAUUCAGUGGCUUUCAAUUUUUUUUAAGGCAAAAAAUUUUUUGGCAUUUUUUAUUGUGACCAGUACACACACACGUGUGUGUGUGUGUGUGUGUGUGUAUUUAUUUAUUUAUGUGAUUAUAUAUAUAUAUUUAUGUGAUUUUAUAUAUAUAUAUAUUUUAUGUGAUUAUAUGUGGACACAAAAGUUUCACAAAAACAUUACCCUUACUAAACUCUUGAGUUUUAUUUCAGUUUUUAAAAAAGUGUAGUUUGUGACCACCAAGCUGAUUUCUCAACACCUGGUAGAAAUCCAGUUUAAAAAACAUGGCUCUAAAUCACCUGACGGCAGGAUGCAAAUUAUAUUUAAAACUAUAAAGCUUGAGACCACAAAAAUAUGAUAAGUUUGGAACUAUUUUGAGAUGAAUCAAUCUAAGUCUAGGAAAAAUGGGCCAGAAGCUUUUAGAUUCUCAAUGUAAGUAUGUAAAUAGUCCUUUUUCUUCAGGUUUGUACGUUGGCAUUUCCUAAAAUAUGUUAAAUACAAGUCCUAUUACUACUAUGUAGGAUGUAAAAGAAGAGGUUCUGUGGCCCAAAGAAUGUGUGUGACCCAUGUCUUUUCCUCCUGGAAUGCCUAGCAAACAACAGAUUAAUGUCUUAACCUCACAUUUCUGAAAACUUGGACUUUGAACCCUUCUUUGUGUGACACCUGUGGAACUGUUCUAUGGAACACAUUUUGGAAAGUGCUAGGAGAAGUAAUACAAAGUUCUUAGAACUUUCAACAAUACAUUGGCAAGGGAAGCACUGUCUCCCCCACCCCCCACUGCCUCUUUAGGGCAUAUGGUGAUCAUAAAGUCUGUAGCCACACUUUUAUUUUUCUUUAAUUGUAUCAGUAAUAGGUGUUCAUAGAAAAAUGAAGUGCUGAUAAAAGGUAAAGAAUAAGAAUUCUGCAAACUCACCAUUCAGAGUUAAUAACUGAAUAUUAACAUUUGGGUAUAUAUCCUGGCCUUUGGUAUAUUUCCCCUUCUGAUAUGUGUAAAUAAGGGUGUGAGUUGUACAUGUUCACACGUAUAUUUUAUUAACAAAUAAUGGAAUCAUACUCUAUAUGGCUAUAUAACCCCUUUUCUACUUAAUUUAUCUUGAACAUAUUUUCAGGUCAAUAAAUAUUGACAUCAUUUAGUUGCUGCAUAGUGUUCUAGAAUAUGGCUAUAACAUAAUUUACUUUAUCCAGUAUUGUUGCACCAUCUGGCACCAUGUGUGGGUUAUUCUCUUAGGAGAAAUUCCUAAUUAAAAUUUUGGAGUUAAGGUUAGGAGUAUUUUAAAAAGGCACCUGUUGGUGUUUUGACUUAUUUCUGCUUGCACAAGAUGAUGAUCUGUGUCUCCACUGAUUUUUUUUUUUUUUUUUUUUUAGUUUAUUUUGAAAGCGCGAGCAGGGCAGGGGCGGAGAGAGAGGGAGAGAGAGAAUUGCAAGCAGGCUUCACAUUGUCAGCACAGAGCCCAAAAUAGGGCUCGAUCCCACAAACCAUGAGAUCAUGACCUGAGCUGAAAUCAAGAAUCAAAGGCUUAACGGACUGAGUCACCCAGUUGCCCCUCCACUCAUUUAAGUCUUGUAAUAUUUUUCAUGUGUAGAUCUUCUGGAUAAGUUCAUUCUGAGACAUUUACUGUCUAAUUUUAGUGGACAAUUUUACGUUUUUUCCAACUACUUUACAAAAAACUUUUUACUACCGGAAUCCUAAGACCUACACAGUCAUCACCCCUUUUUCAGCAAUUACUAAAAUAUGACUAAUCUUGAUUUACUUUUUCAUAGGGGAGGGAAGAGUCUGGAGUAUUUUAAAGCAAAACCCUAACAUCUCAUUGUACCUAACCACUUAAGGAUGUCUCCCUAAUAAUUAAAAAAAAAUAAAAACAAAAAACUGUGUCAUUUUCACAUCUAACAAAAUAAGGAUUUGCUAAUAUCAUCUAAUACUCAGUUCAUAUUCAAAUUUUCCUGAUCCUUUAACAAAUGUUUUAUUAUGUUCUUCUAAUGAGGAUAUACAGUGGGCUGAAUGGUGUUCCCCCAAAUGAUAGGCCCAUAUCCUAAUCCUUGGAACCUGUGAAUAUUACCUUCUGUGGCAAAAGAUGACUAAGUUAAAGGACUUGAGAAAAGGAAUUUAUCUUGGAUUAUCUGGGUGGGUCCUAAGUGCAAUCAGAGGGUUUAUAAGAGAUUGAGUUUUUUGUUUUUUGAUUUUUGAAUGUUUAUUUUUGAGAGAGAGAACACAAGCAGGGGAGGGGCAGAGAGAGGGAGACACAGAAUCUGAAGCAGGCUCCAGGCUCCGAGCUGUCAGCAAAGAGCCUGACGCGGGGCUCGAACUCACAAGAGAUCAUGACCUGAGCCAAAGUCAGAUGCUUAACCAAUUAAACUACCCAGGCACCCCAAGAGACUGCGUUUUGAGACAGAAGAAGAGGUAUUAAGAUGGGCCUAGGCAGUGUUUAUAUUUUAUGCCCACUUUUGUGGGAACAAAUUGUUUACACAUCUCUAAAACAAAAUCUGGAAAAAGAUACCAAGUGUUAAUAAUGGUGGUCUGGAUAGGCUGUUAGUUUUACUUUGUAAACCUGUUUUUGGAGCUUAAGGGAAAAAAAAAAAGGCAAUAAGACUACAGAAGCCUCUAGAGACUGAGGUGAUGCUACCACAAGCCAAGGAAGCCUGGAGCCACCAAAGCUGGAAGAGCUUUCCACAGAACAAUGCCCUGCUGACACCUACCUUUUGGACUUCUGGCCCCAGAACUGUGAGAGAAUAGAUUUGUGGUACUUACAGUGGUAUCAGAAAUCUAAUGAAGGUUCCAGAUAAGAUGUAUACAUUGUCUUUGAUUAUGAUAGCUCUUGAGACUCUUAUUCAACAAUAUUCUCCCUCCUUGUACUAUUAUUUAUUAGAGAAACUGGGUUUUCCUGUGGAAGAUCCCACAUUCCAGAUUUGGCUUCUAGCUCCUUGGUGGUGUUUAACAAUUUCCUCCAAGCACUUGUAUUUCAUAUAAACUGGUUAAGUUUAAUCUAGAGGCCUGAUUGGAUUCAGGUUGAAUUGGAUAAGGACACUUCAUUAGUGUCCUGUUGUACUGAAUCUUGUGGCACAAAAUGUCUGGUGCUUAGUGGUGCUAAGAUUGUGAGCUGUGAGGUCAGGCUGUAAGGGUUCCUAUCUGUCUUUCUCGUCUUGGUUUUAAAUUUAAUUGACGACCCAUUAUUUCUUGAAGAGGCCCAAAAUGGUACUUUUCAAAUUCUAUCAUUGCCUCUGUGUUCACCGAAUUCUUGAAUUCUUCUGUAAAAGAAACUUAUUAACUAUUUGGUUACCCUGAGAUGCAUCUCAUACAGGAAAGAAUGUAUGUUUUGACUCAUUACUACUCUUUGAUGUUCAAAUUGCCUUAUUUUAGGUUUCCGUGUCCUUGUGACAGAGUCCCACAAGCCUGAUUGUGAUGGCUUUUUUGCUUAACUGGUAUGAUAAAGGCUCAUCUUACACAUCUCCUGCUCCAGACCUGGAAUUGGCCAUUUAUUGAAGGAUUUCUUUUAGUGAGAAAUGUUAGAGACCAGAAUUUGGGCACUAUUAAUGCUGAUUACUACUGGGUUAACUUGUGUCUCUAGGCCUUUACUUUUUCUUCAAAGGGAAAAAAUGUUCUACUGAUUUCCAAUUCCAAGGUAAGAGUAUCAGAUUUUUCUUGAUUUUAUAUUGUAAUCUUGAAAAUCUUGGUUGCUAACAACAUCAACCAUAAUUGUUUUACCCCGUGGUAUACUUAAAUAAUUUCAAAAUAUCAAUACCAGCAUAACAACUAACUAGAUCACUAAAUACAGCUUAAGAUUUCUUUGCAAUUCUUUUAUUUUUAGGCCAUGUCUCACUAGAGAUUCACGGUGAAAAUACCCUCUUAAAAUCACUUACUUUUUUCUUCCAGUAAUUAUGCCAUCAACUUGAUACACAGUUGGAUUAAUUCGUUCUUGGUGUUGAGAGAUUGCUUUUUGCUUUGUUUUUUAAUUAUGUAAAACAAACAUUAGUCCAAGAGCAAAACUUUGUAAGAUACAUUCACAGUUUACUUGCUUCACCCCGUUCACUUUCCUUGUCGAGAUAACUCGUAAGCUUUCUUUUCUUUAAGUAGGCCUCAUGCCCAGCACAGAGCCCAACAUGGGGCUUGAACUCAUGACCCUGAGAUCAAGAUCUGAGCUGAGAUCAAGAGUCAGAUGCUUAAUUGACUGAGCCACCCAGGUGCCUUUAGAUAACCUGUCAUCUCUUAAUCUUCGUUUUUUUGAAAAUAUAGCUAGACAUAUAUGCAUUCAUAAUUCUUUUUUACACUAGGAAAAAUACCAUGUUAAAAAUACUUAUGCUUGGGGUGGUUAAGCGUCCAGUUCUUGAUUUUGGCUCACAGUUCCCAUGAGUUUGAGCCCCACAGCAGGCUCUGCGCUGACAGCACGGAUCCUGCUUGGGAUUCUCUCUCCCCCACCUCUCUCUGCCCUUCCCCUGCUAGCACGGUCUCUCACUCUCUCUCAAAACCAAUAAAACAUUAAAAAAAAAAAAACCACAUGCUUGAUUUUUCAAAAAACUUCAAUUUAUUUUACAAACUAAGUUACCCCUCAUUCUUUUUUUAUAGCUUCAUAAUAAUCCAUUGUUUCAGGAGGCUGUGCCUCAUUACCAGUCCCCUCAUGAUGGAUGUUUAGGCUAUCAAUCUUUUUUUGGUACAAAUAAUGCUGCAAUGCAGGUGCCUUGCUCAUGUCAUUUUCUGUUUUCGCUGACCUCUCUUUGGGAUAGAUUCCUAGAAGUGGAAUUGCUGGGUCAAAUACCUAGCAUAUGUAAUUCACCAAAUUUCCCUUCUCAGGGAUAGGUAGCAUCGUGUGUGUCACCUCAUAGUCUUAUCUACAAAGCCUCAAAUAUUUACUAUUUACAGAAAAGGGUUGCCAACCCCCUUAUUGCAAUCCUUAAGGUCUGGCCAGCCAGCAGAGAGCCCAUGGGGGGAGGUCGUGGAGGUAGUUUUCAAUGGGCCAGGGUAGCAGUGGCCCGGAUCUCGUGCUCAGUCAUGUGUCCACACGGUCUGCCAGGGAAGGGCGACUAGGAGACAGUGGGGUUGGGUGCCUACGAAGAGGAAACCAUGGAUUUUGGUUCUGCAGCCAGCACCCUGUCACAAUUAUCAAUUUUGUCCUGUUUAUGACACUUUGACUCCCCCCCCCCCCCACACCCUUUCCCCAUAUAUAUAUUUCAUACAUUUUUGGUCUUUGUUAAUGUAAGUUUUAGGAUUUUAUUAUUACUGUAUUUUGCUGCCUCUUCAAGGGUAAUGUUGAUACUGAAAUUGUUUUAAACUUAGUUAUAAUUGUAGAUUUGCAACAAUUUAAGCAUUUCUAGUUUAAUUGGUUUCGAUGCCUUUAGUCUUUUUUAAACAUGGGUUUUAUUUGGCUUUAGUUGGAAACCUUUUCACAUAUUUUUAAAGACAUAGGAAUAUUAUCUGAGCCCCUGCAAACAGAACUUUUUUGAAGUUUUCACACUUGAAAGAUGACUGGGUAUUCAAAUUCUCGAGUCACGGCCCUUUUUCUUCUCAAAACAUGCUUUCUGGCACUCUGUAGUGGAGCAGAGAGAGCUGAAACUAGCUUGAUUUUUGCUUGUUAUUUUGUUUUGUAAAUCAUUCUUUUGGGGUCUGUAUCCUAUUAGAAUUUUAGUACUAUCCAAAAAUAUAUGCCAGACUCUAUCUAGGUCCAAAUCUCUUUGUCUGGUUGUAUAAAGAUACUGCUUUGUUGCUGUAACAAAGAUCAUAAAAUAGCAGUGGCUUAAAAACCAGUUUUCUCUCUCAGGUACUGAUUUGAGCCUAAGCCCUCCAGUCUGAUGUAGCAGCAUCAUAAUGUCAAGAGCUUUCCUUCACACUUGGCUGCCACUUUGCAUUUUAAGGUGGCCUUUCCUACUCCAUCCCUGCUCUCACCUCCAUAUCUGCAUUCCGCCCCACGGGAAGUGGGAAGUGGUGGGUACAUCCUGGAGAUGGCAGGUAUGCAUUGUUUUUCUAUCUUUUAAGAAAGUGGUUCCAUGAAAACCAGACCAUGGCAUGCAUUGAAGUUUGUACAUAUAAGCUAUACGGAACCACUAUAGUUCUGUAGAGCUUAUAAUUAUUGUCAGUUUCCCUUUGCUUUUUGUUUAGUUGGUUUUGUUUUUGGUGCUCUUUUCAUCAUUUUUGAUAUUUAACCGAUUGAGCCACCCAGGCACCCGAUCAUCUUGUUCGAUAUUUAAGAAGAAACCAUGAGAAGAAACAUUGAUGGCUGGUAACCAGAAGGCUCUUUUUUUUUUUUUUUUUUAAUGUUUAUUUUUGAGAGAGAGAAAGAGAGACAGAGUGUGAUGGGGAAGAGCAGAGAGAGAGAGAGGGAGACACCAAAUCUGAAGCAGGCUCCAGGCUCUGAACUGUCAGCCGAGCCUGAUGUAGAGCUCAAACUCACGGUGAGAUCAUGACCUGGGCCGAAGUUGGAUGCUUGACCGACUCAGGCACCCAGGCUCCCCACCAGAAGCCAUCUUUUACUUGGAAGGACUUUGUUAUGCUUAAACUUUUAAAGUUUAUUUAUUUUGAGAGACGGAGAGAGAGUGUGUGUGUAAGAGGGUGAGGGACAGAGAGCAGGAGAGAGAGAGAGAGAAUCUGAAGCAGGGUCCACACUGGCACCACAGAGCCCAACACAGGCUCAACCCAUGAACCAUAAGAUCAUGACCUCUGAGCUGAAACCAAGAGUUGGAUACUUAACCAACUGAGCCACCCAGGUGCCCCUAAACUUUUAUUUUAUAUAUAAGGAGACAGGUCUCCAAGGUUAUAUCGCUAGAGUACAGGCAAGCAGGGAGAAAAUUUCUGGGCCUGAGCUUUCUCUGAUGAAGCAGUGAGACCCCAGUAAAGGGAGCUAUGGUAGGAGAGUCCCAGUCCCCCCCCUUCAGGACAGCCCUUGGUGACGCUGAGCUCUGCCCUGUCUUCCUCCACAGCCUCUUGCUGUUUCUUGAGCAAGGCCUCCCAUGCCUACCACCAGUUCUGUGGCACUUGAAGGUGGAUGAUGCAGGGGCUGGCUGUAUCUCUCCACAAGAUGGUGUUGAAGAGCUGAGAGAAAGCAAGUCCUAGAGAUGAGACCUGGAGGAGCUGAGAGAAGGGAGGACCAGGCAGUUGUCUGCAGACAGUAGGCAGGUUGUUUUCAGGAAGGCAGAGCAGGCACUGUGUGUGGGUGGUCGCUGGGAGAGAUUUCUGAUUAUGGAAGGAAGAGCUGUGAGGGGCCGAGCAAGGGCAGACCUGCCUGCCGCCCCCUCGCCCAUGGUGCCUUCAGCUAUUAGAGAGAUUUGAGGAUUUUCUAUGACUCAUGUUCUACAUUAGUCAAGAGGACUGAGUGAUCUCUAAGAUCCUUUGCCAUGACUACUGUUCUGUGAAUCCAGGGUUAAAGGAUAGGUUUUACUGACUUCACAGAGGGUGACUGGAAGCAGUUUCGUAACUAUGGGAGAAGCAGGGACAUUCAUGAGUCAUAGAAGUCACUGAAUCUUUCAUAUCGGAAACUGUUGAAAUUACAGAUAAACUGAUAGGGAUCAGACUGUUUAGUUUUUCAUUCAUAGUUUGAUCACUAGAGGUUAUUGGGGACAAAUGAAAUAUAUUCGUCACUUUAUGGUCAGCUGUAUCUGAGAUGAGAGGCAGUGCCCUAAAAUGGAAACAAACCAAGUGCCUGGGGAUGUAUCACUGAAUCACUGCUUUUACAAAAGACUACAGAGGGUACUGAGAUCAAGGUAGAAUAUAAUUUUGUUCUACGAGGUAUCCUGCUCUUGCCUGCUGUUUCUGAGAGAGGAAGAGUUAUUAAGAGCAAUCCCGGCUUCUAGAAAGACAGUGACUCUGUGGCUGAUGGGAGCUAGAAUAGAAAAUUAACCUGCAUAUGGGGAAAGUUUUAAAUUCUGAUUCAGCAGCACCUUAAGGGGAAUGUAGAAAGGAAAUAAAAGGCAGCAGUGACAACUGACUGGGGGAUAUGCUAAUAGUAUUACUAGACGCGUGUGCUUAGCAGGCCAAAGAAACCUCCGGAGCCUUUAAGACAGAGAUCUGAAUGUGCAUACACCAGGCUAGGCUAGUCUCUCAAAAUAUACACUGGGCUUCUUUCAUUAAUUGCUAGCCUGGGCCCACCACUGUUGCCCGCAUCUUUCCCCAGAGGUGUAGGAGUAAGAUGAGGCCCGAUUCUUUUUCAUACUCUUCACGUCCUCAUCCCACCAGUCUGCUGGGUCACUGAGUCGCUCACAUCCUCACUUGGUGCCAGGUUAUUCCCUUAGAAGUCCGUGUUUUCUCCCCUCCUCACCUCUUGUCUUGUCAGGAUGCCUUCCUUCUGUCCUAGGCUAAUCACUUCCUUUGAUUCCUUGUCAAAACCCCUCCAAACUUUUCUCUGGGUUCUUCUUUUCCUGUUUUUAAGCUCCCCCUCCAUGCCGGACCCCUCUGCUAAUUUGCAACCAAUCUCUGUCAUCCUUUUCCAGAGCUCCAUGCUGGAGGAAACAAGAACACCUAGAAGCCUUGUUAGAGGGAAAUGUAACCAGGGCAGAAGGGAUGUUCAAGGCUACUCACCCAGUCUAGGGAGAUGCUAGUACCUUCAAAACCACUAUGGGUCAUGGGUUUUAAAGAGGUUCAAUUCAAGGUAAUGGAGUGGGGGGAGUGCUUUUCGAGUGCAGGCUAAUGAAGAAACCCCUCUGUUAUUGACUAAGUCUCCAUUUAACAACUGUCCUUUAUUUUGCAUAAAAUCAUGCAAUUAGGACUUUCUGGGAUGUCAGGAUGUCUUGUCAAGACAGGAAGGCUGGGAUUCAAAGAAAUGGAUACAAAGUUUGCAACAGUCUGAGCUCACGCCCAUUUGGCGAGCAUUUACUUCAUCAGGGUCCAGUACAUACCCGCAAAGCUGUUAUUUACAGGAAGGUGGGAUAGCAUUUCAUCCAGCACUGGGGUUCUCAGAAAAUGGGUUGUGGGGAGAACGUUUUUGCUUAGGAACCAGGCCAGCUGUCUCCUUCCGGUCUUCUGCCUCUCCAUGUGACCUCCGCUUCAUUUCUGUAACCCCAGGACAACUUCCGGGUGCUUUGUACCGGGGCAGGACAGGCAUCACCUCAGGACUCCUUUCCCUUUCUCUCACGUGUUCAGGGACGAUUGUGCAAACGGGCAGUUUAGGAACUAGAGUUAAAACUCAGAUUGUGCCACCUGCAAUUUUAAAGGCCAAGGAAUGCAACCAGAGAAGUAGAGCUAAGAGUGCAUUUUGGAGGUUCCUGUGUCUUCUCUCACCCUGAUUUCUCAUCUUGAUGGAAUGGUUACCAGGCCCAUGGGCCUAUAUUUAAAGCCCUUUAAACGUGCUGUUUCUCUGUUCAUCUAAGAAAGACUCCUCAACCCAGGGCACAGCUUUCAGAAAUAACCCUGUGGCUUCUCUCGCACUGUCAACCUGUGGUUGAUUUCUCCCUCUGAGAGGGCAAUGGGCUGGAGUCUGAAAUGGAGGAGGAGGGAUGGUGGAGCCACAGGAAUGGACAGUCUGUUCCUGCCUGUAUGCGUGCCAGCCAUAGCAGGGAGGGGAUCAGCUGGCAUCGUUGUGCCAGAAACUUUAAAAAUACAAACAGCAUCACAGAAAUUGGAAUUCUGAGACAGUGGGGAAUGGGGACAGGACAUCAGUGAGGAACAAAUUUUAAGUGAUUCGAGAGCCCUCGAAGUUUGUUGCAAGGGGGACGUGGCUAUUCUGCAGUCCCAUCAGCUCCCCUCCAGCUGUCCUUGCUGUGCCCUGAACAAUCACCCCCAAAAGCCUGACUGACCCCCACUGGCAGUCAAGUUUCACCGCAAUUCCUAAGAUUGCUUGGACUGCUAGCAUCAAUUUCUAGUAGACCCCACAGGUCUAGGAACGAAGGCUCAUAAACGGAGCAGGGCCGUUCCCUCCAACCUUUUCACAACACGUUCAUGUGUCCAGUACAGCGCACCCCCUGCCCUCCGAUCCAACGUUACCCCUGCCUGUCUGAUCUCCUGGAAUACUUACAAUUUAGGCUUCUGGGGAGGGAUGACUACCUCUUCCCUUGAAUUGUCAGCCAUUUUAUGCUCUUGCACUCCCCCACAUAAAAAUCAACUCCGUGCUGGCCAGGUUUACAGUUCCCUAAAGCUAGGGCUGGCCUUACCUACCUUGACACGCAGCCAGUCCAUCCCUCCAGUUCCAUGGCUGUCAACCUCUAGCAUACACAGGAAUCACCCAGAGGGCUUGCUGAAGCAGACUGAGGGGUCCCUCCGAAUUCCUGAUUCAAGGUGGACCCCAAGAAUCUGCAUUUCCAGCAAGUUCCCAGGUGAUACUGAUGUUGCCAGUUGGGGGCCACACUUUAAGCACCACUGACUUAGUUUAGCUUCUUCCAGAAAGUGCCCUGGAGAAGCCUGCCUCCUCAGUAUGGCUGCCCAUUCCCCUAAGUCCUUCAGAGCUGGAAUUCUGCUGACACUUUGGGACAGGCAAUGCUUAGUAAAAUAAGAGACCAAGACACCAGGAUCUUGUUAGCUGGAUAUAUUUCAUUUUUUUUUGUUUGUUUGUUUUUGUUUUUUGUUUUUGUCACAGAACACUGUUUGCAGUAGAGGAAACUGGCAUUGCAGUCUGGUGGUAAAAUGGCUUGUUCACAUAAACCAGUACAUGUUCAUCCUUUAGCGCAAAAAGCCCUAAUGGCGCGUACCCUAUUGAAAUUCAGGACAUCUCCAAUAUUUUCUCUCUCUGUUUUUCUUUGUCAUCUUUUUUUUUUGUUUUUUUGUUUUUUAAUAAACAUUUUCAAGGUUUGUCCAAAAGAAGGCCAUAUAGGUUCUUGGCUAGCGGAAGACAAUUCAGAACAGCUGUUGCACACUUGGACUGUCACCUUCUCCAGGCUGGCAGUUGAUAUCUUAUUUUUUUUCCAACUCAUUUUUAUUAAAAAAAUAAAAAAAUGCUCCAACUAUCAGUUUUACAAAAUCUCUAAGGGAAACACAAGAGCAAGGUGCUGAGGUAAAAAACACCUGAGGUAGCUUUUUUUGUGUGUUUUUCUCGUUUAAAAAAAUCUGUAAAUUUAACGCCCUGGGCCAACGACCUCGUGUAAAUUGCUAUUUUCCUCCAUUUUUUUUUUUUUUUU